Molecule: messenger RNA, 4734 nt
Organism: Chiloscyllium plagiosum (whitespotted bambooshark)
Lineage: Eukaryota; Metazoa; Chordata; Chondrichthyes; Orectolobiformes; Hemiscylliidae
Source: RefSeq, a predicted model, not a curated record
UAGCCGCUUCAUCGGCGCUCAUAGCGCAGCCGCGAGCGGGAAAGGAACGCCGAGCCGUUAAAACCCAGUGCUCGAGCUCCCCAAACCCUCCAACUCAGAUCCGCAAAUUCGACACCAUUUCUCGCCGCAAUUCAGCAACAACGAAAACAACAAAAAAAAUUGGGUUAUGUUUGAGUUACGUCUGCACGGUCGUUGCUAUGGCGGGUGUCUCUGGAGCUCAGGCUCAACUGGAAGCCGCACUACUGGAAGCUGCUGGCCAAGUCCAGAAAGAACAGCUCAUCCUUCAAUAUCUUGGAAAGAUAGAUGGUGGGGAGACCGAAUUAAAAGCCCCUGAGUUUGCUGAAGGUCUGGAAUGGGUGAACACUGAAAGUCCUCUCCUCCUACACAAAGACCUUUGUGGUAAAGUAGUGAUAUUGGAUUUCUUCACUUACUGUUGCAUCAACUGCAUGCACUUGCUGCCAGACCUUCAUGCUCUAGAAGAGAAGUACUCUGAUAAAGAUGGCCUGGUAGUUGUUGGUGUUCACUCAGCAAAGUUCCCAAAUGAAAAGGUUCUUAAGAACAUUCAAAAUGCUGUCCUUCGUUAUAAUAUUACCCAUCCAGUUGUGAAUGAUGCUGAUGCAAAACUGUGGCAAGAGCUUGAGGUGACAUGUUGGCCAACACUAGUGAUUCUAGGUCCGCGAGGAAAUAUUCUGUUCACUCUGAUUGGAGAAGGACACAAGGAAAAACUUUUUACCUUGAUUUCAGUGACUUUGAAGUACUACAAAGAUAAAGGAGAAAUUAUGGAUCAUGCCAUCAAACUGAAAUUAUACAAAGAUUCUUUGCCACCUUCGUCAUUGCUUUUUCCAGGUAAAAUUGCAGUAGACAAUGCCACAGGUAGACUAGCAAUUGCUGACUCUGGCCAUCAUAGAAUUCUGGUGACCGAAAAGAAUGGUGAAAUUCUUCAUGCAGUUGGAGGACCAAAGAGUGGAUGGAAAGAUGGAAGCAUUUUCGAAGCCAGUUUUAAUUCCCCUCAAGGAGUAUUGAUAAAGGAUAAUAUCAUCUAUGUGGCGGAUACUGAGAACCAUGCAAUAAGAAAGAUUGACCUUACAUCAGAAAUGGUAAGCACAAUAGCAGGAACAGGAGUUCAGGGAACUGACCACGAAGGUGGUAAGACAGGGGUGGAACAAUCCAUCAGUUCACCGUGGGAUCUAGCCUUUGGCACAUUUGCAGACAGUACCAAAGGUAGUCUUCUGUUUAUUGCAAUGGCAGGAACUCAUCAAAUAUGGGUCAUUUUUCUAGAAGAUGGAAAACUUCAUAGUGGAAUUGAGUAUAAAAAGGGAACAUGCAUUCGUUUUGCUGGGAGUGGGAAUGAGGAAAAUCGAAACAAUUCCUAUCCUCACAAAGCAGGAUUUGCUCAACCAUCAGGUCUAUCUGUAGCUCUUCCAGAAUGGAAUUGCCUUUUCAUUUCUGACAGUGAGAGUAGCACAAUCCGCUCUGUAUCCCUGAAGAAUGGUGCUGUAAAAAAUCUUGUGGGAGGAGAAAGGGAUCCUCUGAAUCUAUUUGCUUUUGGAGACCUGGAUGGUAUUGGAAUAAAUGCAAAGUUACAGCACCCUCUUGGAGUGGCUUGGAAUGAAAAGAGGAGUCUGCUGUAUGUAGCAGACUCUUAUAAUCACAAGAUCAAAGUAAUAGACCCGAAAACAAAACAAUGUACUACACUAGCAGGAACCGGCAAACCAGACAAUGUAAUUGGUGCUAAAUUCAACCAAGUUACAUUCAAUGAACCAGGAGGUGUAUGUGUUGGUGAACAUGGGGAUGUGCUAUAUGUGGUGGACACAAACAAUCACAAGGUCAAAGUGCUUGAUUUGGAAAUGCAGACAGUCUCUGUGUUGGCAAUCACUGCUGCAGUUGCUGUGGAUGCUUCCAAAUCUACAAAACCGAUGAAAAUUUCUAGGUUACCAAAAUCUGCGCAUUCAUUGCAAAUGGUUCCAUUAGUUGUGUCAUGUGGUCAGACUGUGCAGUUCUGCCUGAAGAUUGAUCUACCAGAAGGAGCAGAACUCACAGAAGGAGCACCCAGUUACUGGGCACUCUUUGCAGAAGGGCAUGACUGGCUAUUUGCUGGACAGAAGAUCAGUGGAACAAUUGUUGAUCUUGCAAAUCACCCUGGAGUGUUCUUUGUCAUUCCUGCUCAAGUAAAGACAAAUGCACUUUUGUUAUCUAUAGAUGUGUGCCUCUAUUUUUGUAAAAAGAAUGACAAUAGUUGCCAAAUGAAGGGAAUUUCAUUUCUACAACCAUUACAAUUCUCCAACAUCUGUCAAGGUACUAUUUCAAAAGUGAAUCUCAGUUUCAGCUUUUAAAAAAUAUUUUAAAGAAUGAUCUCGGAGAUAGUAAAAUCAAACAAAUGUAUAUCUUUUAGUUCUAGACCAUAAAGAUCUUAUUAAACAUUAUUUUUGAUGGCAUAGCAGGUUAAUAAAUUCUUGAUUUAUUUAUAGUUACCAAAGUUUGAAUCCAGCCCAACCUGAUAAGUUGAAAAUCUUGGUGUGACUUUAUACAACCUAAUUCCAGGCCCCAUUCAUUUUUGACCUAUUAUAGCAAAACUCUUGGCAUUAAUGGCAUUGAAAUUGGAAACUUCGCAUGCGCCAUAAAGAAGGCUGGGUUCAGAAAUGGACAUACUGUAACAUCCCAAAUAAAGAGAUUAAUCUCCUGCAGUUAUAGUUGGGAUACAUUUUUAACAAAUUAAAGAAGCUUUACUCUACAGCUAGCUGUACUGUACCUAAGCAAGAGAGCUUAAAGUUGUCAACACUGUAAUUUGAAAUUAUACAAUUCCUCAACACAGGCCCCACUUGCUUUGCUAAACAUAAUGUUCACAAAAAGUUAACUAAGAUUAAAAGAAAAUCCAUACAAGACAAUUCUUCUUCUAAAAUAGAAACAAAUAGUUUCCUGAUGAAAAGAUUUUUUUAAUAUAAUGAAGUAUACAGGUAAAACUAAGGAAAACACAUUUAACCAGAAUUCAGGCAGUUCUGUCCAAAUUCUCAAGAAAUGAAAGAAUACUUUGCAAUCCUCAGUUGAGCUUUUAAGUAUAGCCAACAACCAAUAGAAACUGGUUAGAACAAUAAGAAUUCUUGGUGCUGUCUCACAAUUGUAAUCAGUGCAGUCUUACUUAUAAAAUGCAAACAGCUGUUGCUAAGAAUUGGAGUGAUAUAGUACCAUAUAAAAUCUUGAGUGCGCUGACAUCAUUUUCUUAAAAAGCUUAUAAAUACCAAAAUGUUUGUUUUUUUAAGUUUAUUAUUGUUUAAGCUUCAACCAAUGAAUAAAUGAAUUGGAUGAAAAUGAAAGAAAUAUUGUAUGUAUUUAAAUCAGAUUAUGAAUAAUGGCAUACUAAAAAAAAACUGUUAACAUUGAUAAAUGAAAGCAGAAAGCACUUUGAAUUCUGAUAAAAUGAAGUGCAUGAUUUGUAAGCCUAAACAGUAUAUAGUUUAGUCUGAUUAUGAUCCGCCAAACCUUCUUUUGACAAUAUAUAAUUAAUUUUAUAUUCUUAUGAUAUUUGAGUUUUGCAAAUUAAAAACAGUGAAUACAGUGCUUUCUGUUAAUUUUUAUAUUGCUUGUGUUUGAAGCACAUUUUGUCUCACAGUCUUGUAUUUUGCAUACAUUUUGUUGCAUUGUCUGAAAGAAAAGUGUCUUUGUAUUUAAGUUGAAACAAGUAAACCUAAAUGUUCAGAAUUCUUUCCACAGAACAAAUUUAUUACAUUAAUGCUGGGUAUAUUGAAGCAAUAAAGCUGAUCACUUUUUAAUGUAAAAGUGAAGUUCAGUUGUCAAGUCUGCAAAUACUCAUGAAGUAAAUUUACUUGGUCUCAAACCAAAUUAAGUUUUGUACAUAUGACAGUGCUAAAAUCUUUGGGACGUGUAGACUUAUAAAAUGAUGAACUAGUAAUUACUAUUAAGUGUUCUCUGACCUGGUAAGUCACUCAGUUCAGGGGCAAUUAGAAAUAGGCAAGAAAUGCUGGCAUCCAAAUGAAGACAACUUCAACUGGUAAGGCUGUAUUUCUGGAAAUUUAAUUCAACAUAACUUGAUGCAUGGGGGGGUGGGGGAAGAGAUAUUUUGAGUAAAAUUCACUGAAAGAAGUAAGAUAUACUGAGUGAAGAGUUUGGUGAAUGGAGGGAAGGAGAAUUUUGUUUUUUCUACUACUUUUUUCAGGCCCUAGCAUUUGACUUUCAAUUUUAGUCAACAAGAGAAAAACAUAGAUUAACAACUAGUAUUAUUAGAAUCUGGAAGUUUUAUUGUAAAUUUUAGUGACAGUGCCAAAACCUUUUAAGUGAUAUAGGCUGUAUUAUAAAAUAAUGAAUUAACAUAUCACUGUCCUGCCAUUUCUAAUAUGAUGCAGUUGCAAAAUGUGAGACCUUCUGGGUGUCAUUGUGAUCAAAGUGAAUAUAUCUUAGGAUUAAAUACAAGAGAGGAGUGGUUAUGUUUACAGGGCAUUAAUACUAGUUACUGUACUUAUAGAAGGAUGUUGACCCAUUGGAAAUAGUUCAGACAAGGUUUACUUGCUAAUAUUUCAAAUAAGAGGAUUGCCUUAUGAAAAAAGGCUAAUCACACUAGGCCUUUACCCAGUGAGGUUUAGAAGAGUCAGAGGUGACUUGAUUGAAACAUAAGAUCCUAAGGAAACCUGACUGGGUGGAUGUCAAAAGGAUGCUUCCUCUUGUGGAAGUAUCUAGAACUAGGGGCCAUAGUUUAAAAAUAAAAAGUUGCCCAUUUAAGAC